This is a messenger RNA of Pungitius pungitius (ninespine stickleback), 2491 nucleotides long. It is a transcript of the gene cpa6, whose product is annotated as carboxypeptidase A6. The transcript has 11 exons. NCBI's taxonomy places the organism in Eukaryota, Metazoa, Chordata, Actinopteri, Perciformes, Gasterosteidae. The record is from RefSeq and is a predicted model, not a curated record. Gene Ontology annotation, molecular function: zinc ion binding; metallocarboxypeptidase activity. Gene Ontology annotation, biological process: proteolysis. Bases 335 to 1678 code for a protein of 447 amino acids.
UACCAACUUCGCCGACACCGGCCCACGUGACUCAGGUCCUCCUCAUUUAAAAAAAAAAAAAGAAAAAAAAGAAGCUGCUACCCCGCAAUUCCCUCCAGAGCUUCAAAGAGGUGGUAAAUGUUCCCCAAUGUGCCAGAUGAUCGACUUUAGCACCGCAUCCGUCGGGGGGACAACUGUUGCUGCAGAGUGCGCCGCCACUAAAGGGGGACUUUGCUGAUGUUGCGCUGGACCGACCUGAAGAAGUUGACGCGUGCAUCCCCCCACCCCCACCCCCCCUCCACCAAAAAAAGAAGAAAAGUAGCCUGCCGUCCGUCUUUGGUCCGCUUUUCCAAGGAUGGAACUGGACCGCGGGAGCGCGUUUCGCGUCUCCGUCUUACUGGCCUGUGUGAUCAUCUGCACUAAUGUGCAAUGUCCCGCCGGUGCCUAUCUCUACAACAACCGCUACGCCGGAGAUCAAAUCUUCAGGAUUACCCCGAGUAGUGAUGAGGAGGUCCAAGUGCUCCAGAAAAUUCUGGGACACAUGAAGGUGGACUUCUGGCAGCCCAACAGCGUAACGUUAAUCUGUCAAAAUGCAACUGUGGAUGUGCAUGUUAAACGCAAUGACACGCGGGACUUACACGCACGAUUAAAGCAGCAACACCUGGAGUAUGGGGUGUUCAUCUCCAAUCUGCAGGAGGAAAUUGAAAAGCAGACGGGACGCCGCUCCCCCCGCAAGCGGAGGUCAGAGUCUCAGUAUGACUACGAGGUUUACCACUCUCUGGAAGAGAUCCAAGGCUGGAUGUCUGAGAUGAACCGAACCAACUCUCACCUGGUGGACAUGUUCUCCAUCGGGAAGUCGUACGAGGGGCGGCCCCUUUACGUGCUUCAGAUAGGGAAGAGAAGUCGUCAUCAGAAGAAAGCCGUGUGGAUCGACUGCGGCGUCCACGCCCGAGAGUGGAUCGGGCCGGCUUUUUGCCAGUGGUUUGUCAAGGAGGCCAUCAACUCAUACCAGCAUGACUCUGUGAUGAGGCGACUGCUUAACCAGCUCAACUUCUACAUCAUGCCUGUGUUCAAUGUGGAUGGAUAUCAUUUCAGCUGGACCACGGAUCGGUUCUGGAGGAAAACGAGGUCCAAAAAUCACCGGUUCCACUGCCGAGGAGUGGACGCCAACAGGAACUGGAAGGUCAAAUGGUGUGAGGAGGGGGCCUCGUCCCAUCCCUGUGACGACACCUACUGCGGGCCCUACCCCGAGUCGGAACCCGAGGUCAAGGCCGUCGCCAAGUUCUUACGCAAGCACAAGAAACGCGUCAAAUCCUACAUAUCCAUCCACGCUUACGCCCAAAUGCUGCUUUACCCUUACUCCUACAAGUACGCCGCCAUCCCCAACUUCAACUGCGUGGAGUCGGCCGCUCAGAGCGCAGUGACAGCCCUGUACUCGGCCUACGGAGUGAGGUACAGAUACGGACCGGCCUCCACCACCUUGUAUGUUAGCUCAGGCAGCUCUAUCGACUGGGCUUACAGAAACGGGAUCCCUUAUGCGUUUGCGUUUGAGUUGAGAGAUACGGGCCACUUCGGCUUCCUUCUGCCCGAGUCCCUGAUCAACCCAACCUGCACCGAGACCCUGAGGGCGGUGAAGGCCAUCGCGUCAGGUCUACUGAAGAGGUGCGAAACAGACAGGGACAGAUUUCCAUACAUAUGAGUAGCUCCGCCGGAGCUCCACCUCCACAGUGGAACCUGAGAUUUCAUAUACCUCCCAGAUGUUAUCAGGUGAAGAGCUCAGAAGGACAAGCGAAGCAUGAAUUUGAAUGAGCUAUUCUUGUGUUGGAGGUUGUCUGCCUUAUUUUCCUUUUCUGAUGAGAUAUGAGCGGAUGGCGACAGGAUUGUUUUGUUGUUUUAUCACCAGUUCAUCUGUAAAUGUACAGUGCAAAUUCAACGUGCUGAGCUUGAAUCGUGUCCAGCAUCAAAACCUGUCCUCUCUGCCACCAAAAUAUCAACUUGGACUUUUCCAUAACAUACAUAAGCUGCACGGUGGUCUUGUGAGCGCUCGUCACAAUGCAGCAUGUUUUCUAAGAUUCUUCCAAAAAUAUGUAAUAUCAUUCAAAGUGACCCGCUUCCAAUGACCCCAUUGUUAUUCUGGUUGUGUUUUAUUUUGAAAUGACUCCCACUAAGUGCCAGUACCGUAAUGUUAAUGUGUUAAUGCCUAUAUUACUGCAACAUUGUCGGUGUACAUAAAUUAAAUGCUAUCACCUGACAAUCUUAGGUUUGGUUUAAUAUCAAAUAUCAUUUUUGGAAUGUUUUACUAGUUUUGGGUUCAGGUUGAAAUUUGGAUUGAGUGACUUUCCUCUCUGGUGGCUUACUGUGACUCAGUUACUCAGGUAUGGAUCAAAGACAAAGUCAGACAGGUUCGACAGCUAAUGUGCUUGAUGUGAGCUUCUAAUAAACGGAUGCAGUCUGACUUAAUAAACCUUGUUGUAUAAUAGUAAAUGUUUACUGUUUUCUCUUGAAUUUUAAU